This is a messenger RNA of Carcharodon carcharias (great white shark), 3017 nucleotides long. RefSeq names its product interleukin-15 receptor subunit alpha-like. The record is from RefSeq and is a predicted model, not a curated record. Bases 424 to 1458 code for a protein of 344 amino acids. The transcript is spliced from 9 exons. Gene Ontology annotation, molecular function: interleukin-15 receptor activity. NCBI's taxonomy places the organism in Eukaryota, Metazoa, Chordata, Chondrichthyes, Lamniformes, Lamnidae. Gene Ontology annotation, biological process: interleukin-15-mediated signaling pathway. Gene Ontology annotation, cellular component: plasma membrane.
CAAUUCCUACUCACGGAGCAUUCCAGCUCAUUGCAACUGGGAAGUUAUAGGAAGACAUGUCACCAACAUCUGCCUAUAGCGUGUGGGAGUGGGAUUUGGCCCCUCACACCUUUAAAUCCAGAGACAGUUCCGGCUUUCUCAUCUUGUUUCUUAGUAUCAGAAGUCCCGCUUCAUUCUCGAAAAUUCGCGGUUAAAAGGGGGAGGGGGGGUAGUUUGACAAAAAAAAAGUGAAAGUGAAACAUAUGUACGAUGUGUGCCAGCGGCCGUCAUAGCGAGCAACUGUUGGGGAGUGUUCCGUGCAACAAUCAUCUGAAAUCCUCCUUUAAAAAGAUCUGCUUAAAGAACGGGAAGAGGCCGAAGAUGGGAGAGCACCGAAUCGGGACUGGAAGGAGCCAGUGAACUGUCUGUGUCGACCACCUCCACAUGGCCGGGAUCAAACAGCUGUUUCUGCUGUGGUGCAUGUUUCACACAACCCUUGCCUUUAAAGGAAAAUGCAGCAAACCCAGCUUUAAAGUUGAAAAUGUAGACAUGAGCGAAAUAACAGACACGCAUUUCGAAGUUGGUCAAAGGCUCCGUUUGAAAUGCCAAAGUGGUUAUAAGAGAAAGGCAGGGACAUCAAACCUCAUCCAAUGUGAGAAUGAGUCUGAACAAGCCAAAUGGUCAAAGCCAAACCUCACAUGCAUAAGAAGUCAUCAGUUCGCAGCAUUGACAUCUUUAGCAACAUCUGUAGAGCCAACAUCUGUAGACCCAACAACAUCGACUUCUACAGCAGGAUCAUUUUCAGACCACUAUACAACAUCAACUAUGGACAUUACAGUCACCUCAGGAAGCCAUUUAUCAUCAGCAAUGACAACAUUUACUACAUCGACAGAAUCAAUAACCCUGACUGCUACACCGACAUCAGUUUCAGGCUGCAAUCAAACACCUUCCAGCCCUCCAGUCAAUACAGCCAGCUCAGGACUGGGACCCUUAGCUUCAGCAUGGACAGCAGUAAGGCCAUCAACGCCAAGUGCAUCGACAGUUGAAACAGAAUUUCCAGCAGCAGUGCUCUCAGACAGCACUCAGAAAGCAACAGCUGAAACUACAGUCACUUACAGUACUAAUGGUACUACAGGAAUGGAACCAUUAACAACCAGGACAGCACUGGCAGAAAGAACAGUAAAACCACCUACAGCAUCAGAAGCAGCUUCUGACGUUACCACCACUAUUGGCACUGCAGACGUCAAUCAAACAGUAAUUGCUGGAAGAAACAUUGGACUAAUUGUCGGUACCAGCACAGGCAGCUUGUUUAUCAUCACAAUAUGCAUUCUAUUGUUGCUUUGGACUGUUGUUUUCAAAAAGAAAAUUAGCUGUAUCGGGCCACAGGAAUAUGAGUUGACACCAGUGCCAUCAAUGGAGGUACAAACAGUGACAAAUCUAAAUGAAACUGAGUCUUUACAGCAAGAAACAGAAAGUUGACCCUCAAUCGCCCAUUGAGACAGAUCAGUGUUACUGUUAUUCACAAUGCGGAAAUGCAGAAACAAGUCCAAGGAUGACCAAGAGAAUGAAGGCGUCAAGAGUCAUGUUUGUACUUUAAGGACAGCCGUCGAUUUUUUAAAAAUUACUUUUGUUACCUGCCUCUUUCUGAGCCACUUGGAUCCACUCUGCACCCUUCAACCAAGAAGAGAGUAGACCACGGAAACUAGACCAUGGCAAUUGGUUCCUCCCCAAGGCUCCAUCACUAACAUUGUUUUAUGGAUCAGCCAACAGAAACAAGAACAAGACUUCUGAAGAAGAGUCAUACGGACUCGAAAUGUUAACUCUGUCUUUCUGUCCACAGGUGCUGUCAGAUCUGAUGAGUUUUUCCAGCAAUUUUUGUUUUUGUUUGAGAAAGAAAUUACCUCUGGACUUCCACGAUUGAAUGUAUGUUAUUCUCAACAUAAAACCAUGCUGCAUUCCCAUUGACGCUCCUUUAUAUCAGAUUAGUGGCAAAUAGGUGGGCAGAAGGAUCACUGCUUUGAAAUGAACCUUUAUGACUAUUAUGCACAGAUAUAUAUUUCUAUUAAGUUUCCAAAAGUAAAAAUUGAGCCACUUCUGAAUUUCUGUAUUUUUAUACUCGUUUUCUAAAAGCAGAUUCACUCUCCUCAAAAUAUUCUUAUUUAAUUUUCAUGCUGCAUUCUCUGGAGACCCAAAAACUGAUCUUGUUUUUAAAGGGCAUUGUUCACAAUCAGACGGUAUGUUUUGAUUGGGAAAUUAAGUGGGCUCGUUCCUUGACCUUAAUCAGCUGAUUGGUGUUUUGAUGUGAAAGAAAUUGCUUCCAUGGUAUAUAUGUUUGAGAGGGCCAUGUUUAUGUUUUGUCAUUCAUAUCAUUGUAUUUAUGACAUUUGUUUAUUGUAAGUAAGAGUAAGGCAUAUUGUUUUGAGUAAUUCCACGUAAAAAGAGUUAACAAUAAUACUGAACUAGUAUUCCAGAGACCCAGGGUAAUCCUCUGGGGACCCAGGUUUGAAUCCCUUGGCGGAUGGUGAAAUUUGAAUCCAACAAAAAUCUAGAGUUAAAAAUCUGAUGAUGACUAUGAAACCAUAGCUGAUUGUCGAAAAACCAUCCGGUUCACUAAUGUCCUUUAGGAAAUGAAAUCUGCUGUCCUUACCUGAUCUGGCCCUACAUGUGACUCCAGACCCACAGCAAUGUGGUUGACUCUUAAAUGCAAUUAGGGAUGGGCAAUAAAUAUUGGCCUAGCCAGCGAUGCCCACAUCCAAUGGAUGAAUAAAAAAUUUUUUGAAGUUGACAUCUGAGUGACUAAAAGCAGGAGGUUCAAACAGUUUCCUGCCAAAAAUCUAAAGCCUCCUAAGAACUGAAGGCUGUUACACUUCUUUUUGAGUACAUGAUGGGUUUGUCAAAAAAAAAGUUUCACAGGAAUACAAAGCUGAUUGGAUUCACUAAACCGGAGGGCUGAAUCAAUCUGAAGGGACUUACUUGCUGUGUAUAUAUAGUGCUUCAUAUUUUUAUUUAAUUGUAAAUAAAUUUAUAAGUUGCUUUAA